AUACGGACCCGCAUACAUGAUCCGCAUCGGCGUUCAUCCGGCCCUGGUGGUGAAUUCAAGAGAGGUGGCCAAGGAGAUAUUCACCACCAAUGAUAUGGUUGUUUCCUCUCGUUCCAAAUUCGCCGCCGCCGAACACCUCGGUUACGACUAUGCCAUGUUCGGGUUCUCUCCCUACGGACAAUACUGGCGUGAGAUGCGCAAGAUCACGAUGUUGGAGGUGCUGUCCAACCACAGGAUCGAUCAGCUCAAGAAAGUUUUCGUGUCGGAGAUACAGGGAUCACUGAAACAGCUGUACAAGACUUGGGGUGAGAAGAAAGAUGGCUCCGGGAAAGUUUUGGUGGAGAUGGAGAAACAUUUCGCCGACUUGACGUUGAACGUCAUUCUCCGGACGGUUGCCGGGAAGAGGUAUAACGUUGCUGCGCAGGAAGACCAGCGAGUGGUGUCGAGAUACCGUAAGGCUUUGCGGGAUUUCUUUCACCUGUCGGGGAUUUUUGUGUUGGGAGACGCUGUCCCUUUUCUCCGACGUAUGGAUUUGGGCGGCUACGAGAAGUGGAUGAAGAAAACCGCCAGAGAGUUGGAUGAAAUCGCCGAUGGAUGGCUCGAUGACCACCGGAAAGGCGGACGUUGGGAUGAGAACAAAAAGGAGAAGGAUUUCAUGGAUGUUAUGAACUCUGUUCUUAAAGGUGCUAGCCUUGCUGGAUAUGAUGCCGAUACCAUCAACAAAGCCACUUCCUUGAAUAUGAUUUUAGCAGGCAGCGACACCACAACUGUUACCUUGAUAUGGGGGCUUUCGCUUAUGCUAAACAAACCUCACACACUCAAAAAGGCACAAGAAGAACUAGACGCCCAUGUUGGCAGGGACAGGCUUGUGGAUGAAACAGACAUCGGCAAAUUGGUGUACAUUCAAGCCAUUGUUAAAGAGACAUUAAGGAUGUAUCCACCCGCACCCCUUUCGGCACCUCGUGAGCUCAGCGAAAGCUGCACGAUCGGGGGCUACGAAAUCCCGCAAGGCACUCGUCUGAUUGUGAACCUCCAUCGGAUCCAAAGGGACCCAAACGUAUGGCCGGAACCAUCGGAAUUUAUGCCGGAGAGGUUUCUCACUACCCACAAGGAUGUGGAUGUUAGGGGGCAGCAUUUCGAGCUGAUGCCUUUCGGUAGUGGUCGGAGAAGCUGCCCGGGAACAUCGUUCGCACUCCACAUGCUGUACUUGACGAUGUCGAAUUUCUUACACGCCUUUGAUUUCUCGACGAUGAAUAAUGGCCUGAUCGACUUGAGUGGUACUAUUGGGUUGACCAACAUUAAAUCUACCCCGCUUGAAGCACUCGUCGCACCUCGCCUUGCUCCCGAGCUUUAUAACUAAAAUCCAGUGAAGCUUACAAGAAAAAAAGAAGUGUGAAGACAU
This is a messenger RNA of Hibiscus syriacus, 1402 nucleotides long. RefSeq names its product cytochrome P450 CYP82D47-like. The record is from RefSeq and is a predicted model, not a curated record. The transcript has 6 exons. NCBI's taxonomy places the organism in Eukaryota, Viridiplantae, Streptophyta, Magnoliopsida, Malvales, Malvaceae. Bases 17 to 1360 code for a protein of 447 amino acids. Gene Ontology annotation, biological process: defense response to other organism. Gene Ontology annotation, molecular function: monooxygenase activity; oxidoreductase activity, acting on paired donors, with incorporation or reduction of molecular oxygen; heme binding.